AUGGUUAAUCAGGUGAAGAGUUCGAUGGCUGUAGGUGGUCGUGUUGGAAUCAAAAGUAUCUUGCAUUUUGGAUCGUUAAACAAUGUGAUGAUGACUGUGUUUGGGAAAUCUUACGAGUUUGAUCAAAACAGAGCUGAGUCUGCUCAGCUUGAAAGCCUUGUUAGUGAAGGUUAUGAACUGUUGGGUAUCUUUAACUGGAGUGAUCAUUUUCCACUUCUGGGUUGGAUGGAUCUUCAGGGUGUGAGGAAGAGAUGCAAGGCUUUGGUUGAUAGGGUGAAUGUUUUUGUUGGUAAGAUCAUUGAUGAUCAUAAGAUGAAGCGUAUGAAUGAUGACGGUGCUGCUGCUUUAACCACCGACAUCGAAAGCUCCGGUGAUUUCGUUGAUGUUUUGCUUGAUUUGGAGAAUGAGAACAAGCUUAGUGACUCUGACAUGAUUGCUGUUCUUUGGGAAAUGAUUUUCAGAGGAACAGACACAGUUGCCAUUCUCCUUGAAUGGAUUCUCGCAAGAAUGGUCCUUCAUCCCGACAUACAAUCCAAAGCUCAGGCCGAAAUCGACGCCCUAAACCGACCGAUAUCCGACCAGGACAUCCAAAACCUACCAUACCUCCAGGCUAUUGUGAAGGAGACACUCAGAAUGCAUCCUCCGGGUCCUCUGCUCUCAUGGGCAAGGCUGGCAAUUCACGACACCAAACUCGCCGGCGGUCACUUUAUCCCUGCCGGAACUACUGCCAUGGUGAACAUGUGGGCUAUAACCCACGAUGAGAAGGUGUGGGCUGACGCCGGUGUGUUCAGGCCGGAGAGGUUUGUUGAGGAGGAAGUUAGCAUCAUGGGUUCUGAUCUAAGGUUGGCUCCGUUCGGCGCCGGAAGGAGGGUUUGUCCUGGGAAAGCUUUGGGCUUGGCAACUGUUCAACUCUGGCUUGGACAGAUGCUUCAGAACUUCAAAUGGAUGCCUGUGGAGGAUGAAUGUGUUGAUUUGUCUGAGGUUCUUAAGCUUUCAAUGGAGAUGGAACACCCUCUGGUUUGCAAGGCCGUCAUUAGGGCUUAG
This is a messenger RNA of Impatiens glandulifera, 1044 nucleotides long. RefSeq names its product cytochrome P450 78A5-like. NCBI's taxonomy places the organism in Eukaryota, Viridiplantae, Streptophyta, Magnoliopsida, Ericales, Balsaminaceae. Gene Ontology annotation, molecular function: monooxygenase activity; heme binding; oxidoreductase activity, acting on paired donors, with incorporation or reduction of molecular oxygen. The record is from RefSeq and is a predicted model, not a curated record. The coding region runs from base 1 to 1044 and encodes 347 amino acids. The transcript has 2 exons.